AUGACAUCCAUAUCUAAUAAGAGUACUAGCAAGGAGAAGAGGAUGAGAUCAAAAGUUCAUCCAUUUAGAAGAAACCAAAAAGGUGGUAACGGAAAGGUUGAGGUGAAGUUUCACGACUCGAAUGAGGAUGAGGACAAUGAUGUUGCUACGCAUGAAGUUCAUGAUAAACACGAUUUAAAAAUUAAAGCUAAAAGGCUCUUGGAGGUAAGACAGACCUUACCUGUGUACCAAAAUAAAGAACUUAUAAUGAAAAAUUUAAUUCAAAAUCCUGUUACAUUACUUAUUGGUGAAACUGGUUCUGGUAAAUCUACACAAAUUCCACAGUUCUUAUUAGAUCAUCUAUAUUCUACAAAACAACAUGGAUCCAUAGCGGUAACGCAACCAAGAAGAGUUGCCGCAAUAAAUUUGGCUACACGUGUGGCUAGUGAACAUGGAUGCAAUGUUGGGCAACAGAUUGGUUACUCUGUUAGAUUUGAUAACACAACUUCUGCAAAGACAAGAUUAAAAUAUUUAACAGAUGGUAUGUUAUUAAGAGAGUUAAUGAUGAAUAAAACGCUUAAGGAAUAUAGUGUAAUUAUCAUUGAUGAAGCGCAUGAAAGAACAGUUCUAACUGAUUUAAUACUGGGGUUCCUGAAGGCAUUGAUAGAAGGACCGAGACCUGAUUUGAAAAUUAUAGUAAUGUCAGCUACAUUACAAGCUGAAAGAUUUAGUGCAUUUUUCAACAAUGCUCCUGUGAUAUUUGUCGAAGGUAGAAAAUUUGAUGUUUCUCAAUAUUACUUAACUGCUCCAUCCGAUGAUAUUGUUGAUAGUGUUAUUAGGACUGUUGUACAAUUAAAUCAAGGUGAACCGUUGGGUGACAUUCUAUGCUUUUUACCAGGUCAAGAAGAAAUCGACAAAGCUGUUAUUAUUAUGGAAAAAAUAAGCGCAAUUAUUCACAAGGAAAAUUCAGUUCCAUUAAUGAUACCGCUGCCAUUAUAUGCAGCUCUACCACCUGCUAAACAAUCUGCUGUUUUUGCGCCGAUUAAAGGAUUUAAGAGAAAAAUUAUUUUUAGUACUAAUAUAGCAGAAACUUCUGUUACUGUAUCUGGUGUGAAAUAUGUUGUAGAUUCAGGAUUAAGGAAAGUGAAAGUAUGGAGACACCAACUGGGUUUGGCUACAUUAUUGACUGUUCCAAUUUCCCAAGCAAGUGCAGAACAAAGAAGUGGUCGUGCUGGUAGAGAAUCUGAAGGAAAAUGUUAUAGAUUAUUUUGUGAAAAAGAUUUUGAUAAAUUGCCACCUCAAACAGAACCUGAAAUUGCAAGAAGUGAUAUAACAUCGCCAGUAUUGAUGCUUAAAAGAUAUGGUGUCAAAGAUAUUGUCAAUUGGACGUGGUUCGAAUACCCAGGUAAAGAAGCCUUAGUGAUGGCUUUACAAGAACUAUAUCAGUUGGGUGCACUUGAUGAUUUUGGAAAUAUUACAAAAAAAGGUGAACAGAUGGCUUUGCUGCCUGUGCAACCACAUUUAAGUAGUGUUUUAAUUCAGGCCAAUGAAUCUAAUUGUAUUGAGGAUGUAAUUGAUAUUGUCUCAUGUCUGAGUGUAGAAAAUUUGUUGAUGAACCCUCUUCCAGAACAAAGAGAUGAAGUUAAUGAACGUCGGUUGAUGCUAUGUAACGGUGGUAAAAAAUAUGGUGAUUUAAUUAUGAUGAAAGAACUGUUUGAUGUUUAUUUUUAUGAGCUCGGAAAGGGAUCGUCUUCUGCUUCUGAAAGACAAGCAUGGUGUAAAGAGUUAUGUUUAUCCUAUCGUGGAUUUAAAAAUGUUGUCAAAAUUAGAAAUCAGUUACGAAUGUAUUGUAUGAGAUUAUUUCAAUCGAAAUGGUUGAAUGGAUCUGAAGAAGGUGAUGAAUUGGGUGAGAGUAUAGGCCAAAAUAACGAACAGAUAUCCAAAGUACUAAAAUGUUUCUUGGUUGGAUUUGCCAAAAACACAGCAAUUGGUAUGCCUGAUAGAUCAUAUCGUACAGUUACUACCGGUGAAGCUAUUAGUGUCCAUCCUUCCUCAAUGUUAUUCUUAAACAAAUCAUGUCCAAGUAUUAUGUAUGUUGAAUACGUUUUCACUACUAAAGGUUAUGCCAGAAAUGUAAGUAGGAUUGAGUUGGAAUGGCUACAAGAUGUGAUAAUAAAUGGAACUGCAGUAACCAAAGAAAAAGCAAGUUUAUAG
Messenger RNA from Maudiozyma saulgeensis, 2193 nucleotides. The record is from the annotation of a GenBank genome assembly. NCBI's taxonomy places the organism in Eukaryota, Fungi, Ascomycota, Saccharomycetes, Saccharomycetales, Saccharomycetaceae.